This is a messenger RNA of Strongylocentrotus purpuratus (purple sea urchin), 1275 nucleotides long. Its product is annotated as octopamine receptor-like. NCBI's taxonomy places the organism in Eukaryota, Metazoa, Echinodermata, Echinoidea, Camarodonta, Strongylocentrotidae. Bases 1 to 1275 code for a protein of 424 amino acids. The transcript has 3 exons. Gene Ontology annotation, molecular function: peptide binding; G protein-coupled receptor activity. The record is from RefSeq and is a predicted model, not a curated record. Gene Ontology annotation, cellular component: membrane. Gene Ontology annotation, biological process: G protein-coupled receptor signaling pathway.
AUGUCGAGCCAGAGUGCCUCACCAACGCCAUACUAUCGACGCGAUGGUGUCACGAUCUACCACAAUUCGACGUCAGUGGUGGCUGUCAUCGAAGGUAUCACCAUUGUGGUUAUCUUCCUCGGAGCGUUGGUCGCCAAUCUGAUCGCGAUGGUGACGAUUCUUCGAGACAAGGUUAUGAGAAGGAACCUACAUAACUGGCUCAUCCUGAACCUCAUCAUAAAUGAUCUUGGCUUUACAAUCAUGAACAUAUCAUUCCUGGUAGUAUCUGUGUUCGACCAAGGCUAUUUUCUCCUUCACAACAAAGCUGUGUGUUUUAUUCAAGGCAACGUUCUUUUUGCCUUCGGGAACUUUGUCACAGUCUCGGCAAUCUCCGUGGACCGCUACUUGGCCGUAGUCUGGUCGACCCGCUUCCCUCCUUCCAAAUCAAGAACCAUCGUCUUUAUCGUCUUCUGUUGGGUCGCCGCCAUUGGAUUCUUCUUACCCUCCUUAUUGAGAGCCUUGAGAGGCGUCUCUUCGAUCGGGUAUAAAACAAUUUCCCACAGCUGCCCUCCAGAGUUUCAGGAAAACUGCAUCUCUGGCACCACCUUUAACGUCAUCAUCUUUCUAGUCAUCGUACCUACGAUGGUUUUCUGCUAUGUUGGUGUGUUCCUGAAAGUGUGGCGUCAACAACGGUUGCUUAAGUCCUACCCCGACGCGAAACCUAGUGUCGUGAGCAACGUAUGUUCCGUUGAAGACAACGACGAUGACGACCACGACCACGACCGUGUGUCCCAUGCUGACAAUGACAUGCAAAUGGAGGUCAUUGACCAGCCGAUUGAAGGGCCUACCCCAUCGGAUCUUACCCCAGAGCCUAUGGACUUCUCCCAGUCUUCAAACACCGAGGAACCUGACACUGAACAUGCUGAAGGAGAAAUCGAGGAAAAUAAGACUAUUCAACAGGGAAAUGUGAUAACAGGAAUCAAGAAAAAAGAUCAUAGGACCAUGCAGAAGAAACUCAACAUUGACAGAAGAGUUGCCCUGACUGGAACCCUACUGGUGCUAACCACCGUGGUUUGUUGGUCACCGUACUGCAUCGUUAACUCUUGUCUCCUAUCCAUCAACAUCCCCCAUUGGAUGGGCGUGGCCACGGUGUGGCUAGGUUACUCCAACUCCCUAUUCGAUCCUCUAAUCUACACGUUCAUGAAUAAACGAAUUGCAGCCCGUUACCGGGACAUGUUCAGACGUUGGUCGACUGGAUUGAAUACAUUGAUUAGAUGCAACUCCGGAGAAGCAUGA